Letharia lupina is the source of this 864-nucleotide messenger RNA. RefSeq lists its product as uncharacterized. The transcript is spliced from 3 exons. The record is from RefSeq and is a predicted model, not a curated record. NCBI's taxonomy places the organism in Eukaryota, Fungi, Ascomycota, Lecanoromycetes, Lecanorales, Parmeliaceae. Bases 1 to 864 code for a protein of 287 amino acids.
AUGCACCCCCCACAAGCCGUCUGGGAACUCAUGUUCCCAAUUGUUAGCCACGGACCCAACGCCGAAGCAGAAGCCAUCAAGAAGGGUUCUGCGGUACAGCUUCAAGGAAGCAGAACGGGCCCCCAUGAUCAAUGGAUCAAAGUCAGCGACACCGACACUGGCAAGAUUGUAACCGGGGCGUUGUGGAAAUUCUACAACUCGAAUCCGUAUCGGGUGCCGUUCGGCGAGUUCGACCCGACAUGGUUCUCCGAGGGCGAGCCGAGGGACUUGUGUAACUCGAUGAAUACGCAGUUGAGGGCUUGGAGACCUGAGACCAUGGCUGCGCCGCAUGCAUUACUCAAAAUUUUAUUCACACAUCCGGAGGACCGCAAUCGGGGAGUGGCUGGGCUGUUGGUGGAGUGGGGGACACGUAAGGCUGAUAAAAGGGGCCUGGAAGCGUAUGUGGAAGAAGGCCAGCUCGUACAUCUUCACCUCGAUCUCGCGGACCUAUCAACGAUCAAAGCAUCCGCUGAAGCCUUUCUCGCCAAGAACACCCGGCUGGACAUUGUCUUCAACAACGCAGGCGUCCUAUUACCACCGCAAGGUAGCAAAACAGCUCAGGGCCGCGAGCUACAAAUCGGCACCAACUGCCUGGACCUGCUCCACUUCACGAAGCUCCUGCGGCCCAUGCUCGCCGUCACGGCCAAAACAGCGGCAAAAUCCUCCAUCCGCGUCGUCUGGGUCUCAUCCAACAGCGCCAAGAUAUCCAGCCCGCAAAACGGCAUCGACAUGACCGACAUCGAUUAUCACAUCGACAAGAACGCAGUGACGAAAUGCGGCACCAGCAAAGCGAGCGACAUCUUCCACAGCAGCGAGUCCGCGUGA